This is a messenger RNA of Apiotrichum porosum, 2859 nucleotides long. RefSeq lists its product as uncharacterized. The record is from RefSeq and is a predicted model, not a curated record. The coding region runs from base 1 to 2859 and encodes 952 amino acids. Gene Ontology annotation, molecular function: gamma-tubulin binding; microtubule minus-end binding. Gene Ontology annotation, cellular component: spindle pole; gamma-tubulin small complex; equatorial microtubule organizing center. The transcript has 12 exons. Gene Ontology annotation, biological process: spindle assembly; microtubule nucleation; meiotic cell cycle. NCBI's taxonomy places the organism in Eukaryota, Fungi, Basidiomycota, Tremellomycetes, Trichosporonales, Trichosporonaceae.
AUGUCAGGGCGCCCUAGCUCGACAGUGCCAUUUACACCGAGGCCGUCGAAGCGUACGAACAGCAACAAGUUCCAUCUCACGGAUCAGGAGAUCAAUCGGUAUGCCAGCACGAUAGCCUCGGUCCGCCGUGUUGGGCGAGGAACCAUUCUAGAGGAGCUGGAACGUAGCGGUGACGCGCUCAAGACUGGAGACACGCCGCAAAGUGUGGCCGGAGGGACACGAGACCGCAGCGAGUUUGGCAGCGAGAGGACAGAGCGACCGGACCACGAGCGCCGGCCUUCGUCUGGAGGAUCGAGGACCGAUUCAUUGAGGCGCGAACUGCCCAAUCCUUCACGAUCCAGCAGUGCAGCUCGUCUGUCGCGCCCCGACAGCAUCUCACACCUCGACGCCGUGAGCCGUCCCGACUCGGUGCUCCGUGAGCGUGAGCGCGACAGCGGGAAGGGUGGACGCGAUCGGGAGAAGGAACGCCUGGAACGCGUGUUCGACCGCGAGCUCGCAGAGAGGGGCAAGGCCGACAAGAAGUCAAGCGACGACCCCAGCGCUUUCCCUUCCAGUCGCGUGAGGGAGAGGGAAAUUGAGGUCCAGGCCGUCAUCCGUGACGGCACCCAGUCUCCCGUAAAGCAACCUGAACGGCUCCUCGAUGGCGUACCCCUCGAAGUACAGGAAGCGUGGGUCUGCGAGGACCUCAUGUUUGUCCUCCAGGGCCUGGAGGGAUCGCUCAUUCGGUAUGCGGAUGGAUACGACCCCCUCGACUCUGACUCGAGGCUCCGAGGAGCGCGGUGGUCUGUGGACCCCAGCCUCGACCCAUCAUUACUUUCGCUCGUCAACCGCCUGUUGCCGCUUGCGACGUUCUUCACGUCGGUCGAGGCGAGCAUUGAGCUUCGCAAUGGCCCAGAUUUCGGCAUGGUCUCUCACGCUCUCAGCAGUGGCAUCCGUGGCAUGCUGAAGGAAUACCGUGUCCUCACUGCUCAGCUCGAGUCACUUUUCCUCUCCUCUUCAACAUUCACUCUCCAGACCCUCUACUUCCACCUCCACCCGACCCUGCACACCAUGUCACUGCUGUCAUCGCUGUGCCUCUCGCUCGAGACAGAGGACGACGGUGGCGACGCCUCGGACGUGUCUGAUGACGACGACGGGCUCGGUGGCAUGGCCGAGGAGCUUGGUCUUGGCGGUGCAGGGCUCAAGGGCCUCAUGAAGAACCUCAAGACACAGGAUGGCUUUGGUGGAGGUGGCCUAGUGCUUGGUGGCGAGGUGCUGGGCAUCAUCAGCGAGCGCGAGGCGACCAUGAGCGGUGACCCAACGGCAACAACAUUGCAUUCGCAGUUGCUCCACCGCGCCUCUCAGCCAUACGCCCGCAUGCUUCUUCGCUGGAUCUCCACCGGUUACCUCGCGGACCCAUUUGAGGAAUUUAUGGUCAAGGAGAGCGGACACAUCACAAAGGGUGUCAUCGAGAGCGAUUACACGGACGAGUAUUGGGACCGGCGAUACACAUUGCGCGACGGGUCGUCGUUGACGUCAAGUGCAAAGAUCCCAGGCGGCAAGACGCCUUCCCUGUCUGCAGCUGUGCCGCCGCCAAGGCAAGGUACCAACCGCCUGCCCGGAGGAGCAUGUAUUCCCGCGUUCCUACAGCCGUGGAAGCACAAGAUCCUCUUGGCGGGAAAGUACCUCAACGUCAUGCGCGAGUGUGGCAUCGAAGUCAAGAAGCCAGGGGAAGUCGACGAGGGACACGAGGCGAUUGUGAUGAAUGAACCAAAGUUCUACAAACGGAUAGAGGACGCAUACAUUUACGCCAACCAGUCGCUGCUCAAGCUGCUGGUUGACGAGCAGGAGCUGAUCCCCCAUCUUCGUUCGCUCAAGCACUACUUCUUUGUGGACCAGUCUGAUUUCUUGACCAACUUUCUCGACCUGGCAAGCAGCGACCUGACUCGUAAAGCCGCCAAGUCAGUGUCGAUUGUGAAGCUGCAAUCCCUGCUCGACCUUGCUGUCCGCAACCCCGCCUCAUCGUCCUCCAACGAUCGGUACAAGGACAACCUCAAAGUAACGAUGGCCAGCCAAGGACUGUACGACUGGCUUUUGAAGAUUGUCACCCACCACGGUGCAGCCGAGGACGGCGAGCUCGACUUUGCGGUCGACAUGGACAGGGGCGACAAGAACGAUGGUGCUGUGCUCAUGGGCAUUGACGCCAUUGCAUUCGACUACAGCGUCAAGUUUCCCCUGUCGCUCGUCAUCUCGCGCAAGGCAGUUACCCGCUAUCAGCUCAUCUUCCGCUUCCUUGUCCACCUGCACCACCUCGAGUCUGGCCUGUCAGCCAUGUGGCUCGAGCACAAGGUCGCUGCGUGGCGCGAUAGCACGGGCAACGCGGACAUGGACCACUGGAAGCAGCGCGUUUUCGCGCUCCGCUCGCGUAUGCUCGCCUUUGUCCGCCAGAUGCUCGCGUACACCACCGGCGAGGUCCUCGAGCCCAACUGGCGCUCGCUCGAGUCCAAGCUUGCCAACGUCGGCACCGUCGACCAGCUGAUGCGCGACCACGUCGACUUCCUGGACACGUGUCUCAAGCAGUGCAUGUUGACCAAUUCAAAGCUGCUUUCGGUCUACGCCAAGCUCAUGAAGACAAUGACGGCGUUUGUCUCGUACUCUGACUCGUUUAACAAAGUCAUUGCCCGUUUCCGCGCCGACCCUCUGACCGAGAGCGACGCCGCCAAGGCGAGCCACAGGUGGACGGUGUUGAACAAGUUUGAGAUCAACUUCAACCACCACACAAACCUCCACCUCGAUGCCGUGACGUACCACGCAGGGUCCGAGAACGUUGCACUUCUUGCACUGGUGACGCGCCUUCACCAGACGACGAUGCGCAUCUAG